Mesorhabditis belari is the source of this 621-nucleotide messenger RNA. The record is from the annotation of a GenBank genome assembly. Lineage: Eukaryota; Metazoa; Nematoda; Chromadorea; Rhabditida; Rhabditidae.
AUGCCUCAAUAUAAACUUCACUAUUUCGAUAUUUAUGGCCGAGCCGAGCCAAUUCGAAUUCUUUUUUAUUUGGGCGGAGUCGAAUAUGAAGAUCGACGAUGGAGUUUCGCCGAAUGGCCUGAAAUUAAGAAAGAACCAAUCUUCACAUUUGGCCAGGCUCCACUGCUUGAAGUAGACGGAAAACCGUUGGCCCAAACAAUUGCCAUCGCUCGUUUUGUCGCGAAUCAAGUUGGCUACGCCUCAAAGGACGAAUUCGAGGCGGCCCGCCAGGACUCGAUCGUCGAUUUUAUUAGUGACUACCAAGAGAAACUCGUCCCAUGGUAUCGUAUCAAGUUGGGCUUUUUGCCCGGUGAUGAGCAAGCUGAACUCGAGAAACUCAAGCCGGCUCAAGUCGAUUUUUUCACGAAAUUGAGCGACAUUUUGGAGAAGGAAGGAACCGGAUAUUUGGUCGGUUCCUCGCUUUCAUGGGUUGAUAUUAUACUCUACCAUCACAAUUAUCUCUUCAAUUUGGUCAUUCCCGGAUAUUUUGAUGAUUAUAAAGUGGUUGCCGAUUUCAAUAAACGCAUCGAGAAUCUGCCGAAAAUCCAAGAAUACUUGGCUCAACGAAAACAAUGCGAACGA